CGGUUCUUCCCCUUCCCUUCCCCUCCUCUCUCCCAUCGUCGGCGGCGGCGGCGGCGGCGGCGGCUGCUUCCUUCCUUCCCCUUCUCGCGGCUAAUUCGUUUCCCCUCGAGGAGGAGAGGCGGCGGCGGCGGGAGCGCGCGCGGACAUGGCGGAGGUGGAGGCGGCGACGGUCGCGGCGGCGGCGGAGACCCCGGCCGUGGCGGCGACGGAGGCGGAGGGAGCCCCGGCGGCGAAGGCGCCGCACAAGCUGCAGAGGCAGUGGGCGUUCUGGUACGACAUCCAGUCCAAGCCCAAGCCAGGCGCCGCCUGGGGGAGCUCGCUCCGCAAGGCCUACACCUUCGACACCGUCGAGGAGUUCUGGAGCUUGUAUGAUCAGAUUUUCCGUCCAAGUAAGGUGACAGUCAAUGCUGACUUUCAUCUAUUCAAGGCUGGCGUAGAGCCAAAGUGGGAGGACCCAGAGUGUGCAAAUGGGGGCAAAUGGACUGUGCCAUGUAGCAGGAAGACCACCCUUGAGAACAUGUGGCUUGAAACGUUGAUGGCUCUGAUUGGAGAGCAGUUUGAUGAAAGCGAGGAAAUUUGUGGCGUUGUUGCUAGCAUCCGCCAGAGAGGAGACAAGCUUGCAUUAUGGACUAGGACUGCCAGCAAUGAAGCUGUUCAGGUGAACAUUGGCAAGAAAUGGAAGGAGAUUAUUGACUACAAUGAUAAGAUGGUCUACAGCUUCCAUGAUGACGCGAAAAGGGAGAAACCAAGCAGAGGGGGACGCUACAACGUGUAAGUCAUCGUGAACAUCCAAGCUUGGAUAGCGGCCGACGAGUGGUGUGCUGAUAUUGUCAGUUUUCUUUACAGCCUCAGCUAGUGUUGUUAUUCGAGGCUAUUUUCCAACGCAUUAUGUUGCUUUCCUCUAUGAUAGCUUAUGGUAAAAGAUACAGAGAUUUUGAUGAUUUUGUACGCCACUUAAUUUUGCUCGUAACGUGCUUUAACAA
Oryza brachyantha (malo sina) is the source of this 983-nucleotide messenger RNA. RefSeq names its product eukaryotic translation initiation factor. Gene Ontology annotation, molecular function: translation initiation factor activity; RNA 7-methylguanosine cap binding. Bases 146 to 775 code for a protein of 209 amino acids. The transcript has 5 exons. Gene Ontology annotation, biological process: translational initiation. Gene Ontology annotation, cellular component: cytoplasm; eukaryotic translation initiation factor 4F complex. NCBI's taxonomy places the organism in Eukaryota, Viridiplantae, Streptophyta, Magnoliopsida, Poales, Poaceae. The record is from RefSeq and is a predicted model, not a curated record.